GCGCCUGCACAUGCAGACUGGAUAAGUGAAGCGGAGCAGGGUUGGUCCACUGGGACCUUCGCGUAGGCUGAGCCGUCCAGCACUCCAAUCUCGCCGAGCUGUCAAACCUGCCCUGCUCGUUGAGAGAGGAGAUAUUCAAACAAACUGCGUUUUUAUGGUCAUUUUUUACGUCGACUUUGCUUGUUCCCUGGCACUGAUGAAUUGAAGUUCAACUAGCCUUACUUAUUUGGACCGUGGAUCAACCUAAAACCGUACCGCCCAGGGCUGAGAGGAUGGGUAACGGGUCGGUGAAGGCAAAGUCUGUGAAGUCCCCCAGCGGGCCCCAUGGCUCCAGCGGCCGAGGGAAGGCCACUCACAGGGAGACCAGCCGAGGCUCCGGCUCCAAGGCCACCACCCAACUCCUCAAAGCCAAGGUGGAGGAGCUGGAGCAUGAGCUGAGGCGGCGGGAUGAGGAGCUGGACUCGCGGCGUCUCCAGCUGCGCUGCCUUCAGGAGCAGCUGCUCCAGCAGGGCCGUGUCAUCGGGGAGCUCACCGAGCAGCUCCAGAACCACAGCCUCCAGCUGGGCCGCCUCCACUCCCCCGGCGGCCCCCAGCAACCCCCUACGCCGCCGCGGGCCCGGCCAGACCCGCUGCGAGCCGCGCUGGACCGCAGGAGAGGCGCCAAGGCCGGCGUGUCGGCUGAACCCUCGUCCAGGACCUACGACUCGGGCACCCUGCCUCAGUUCAGCCUGGAAAAAGCCCGCGUGUGGAAGGAGGCUAGUGUAAAGAAGAUGAUCACGGACUCCCUGAACAGGAACCUGUACCUGAAGAGGCUGGAGGCCCCCCAGAUCAGAGACAUGGUGGAGUGCAUGUAUGAGAGGAGCUUCCAGCAGGGAGACUAUGUCAUCAAACAGGGGGAGCAGGGCAAUCACCUGUUUGUGUUGGCGGAUGGUAAUCUGGAGGUCUACCAGCAGAGUCAGCUGCUUACGUCCAUCCCAGUUUGGAGCACGUUUGGGGAGCUGGCCAUUCUCUACAACUGCACCCGCACCGCUUCAGUUAAAGCGGUGACGAGUGUGAAAGCGUGGGCUCUGGAUCGUGAGGUCUUCCAUAACAUCAUGCGCAUGACUGCAGAGACGCGACAUGAACAGCACCGCAACUUCCUCAGAAGUGUUUCUCUGUUGGCAAACCUGCCCGAGGACAAGCUCAGUAAAAUUGUGGAUUGUUUGGAAGUGGAAUACUAUGACAAGGGAGAUUACAUCAUCCGGGAGGGUGAGGAGGGGAACACUUUCUACAUCAUCUCCAAGGGAAAGGUGAAAGUGACCCAGAGCACGGAGGACCACUCCGAGCCCCAGGUCAUUAACACGCUGCACAAGGGAGACUACUUCGGGGAGAAAGCACUGAUCAGUGAUGAUGUGAGAUCAGCCAAUAUCAUUGCAGACGAGGAUGGAUUGGAAUGUCUGGUUAUUGACCGAGAAACCUUCAAUCAGACAGUAGGGACGUUUAGUGAGCUUCAGAAAUAUCUACAGGGCUAUGUGGAGAUACUGGACCGAGAUGACAAGAAGAGGCAUGCUAAGAAGUUGACCCCCUCGCUACAGAGCCCUCCCCUCUCCCCUGGGCUCAUCGAGCUGAACGAGACCGACCAGAGCCCCACGCCUCGCCUCAGCAACCUUGAGGUCAUCACCACACUGGGGGUCGGUGGUUUCGGACGUGUGGAACUGGUGAAGGUGAAGAACGAGGAAUUGACAUUCGCCCUGAAGCGCAUCAAGAAGGCCCACGUGGUGGAGAACAAGCAGGAGGAGCACAUCCACUCAGAGAGGAGAAUCCUGACAGAGGUCAACUCACCUUUCAUCAUCAAGCUUCACCGCACCUACAGGGACACCAAGUAUGUGUACAUGCUUCUGGAGGCCUGCUUAGGAGGCGAGAUCUGGAGUCUCCUCAGGGACCGGGGAAGCUUUGAUGAGCACACGGCCAGGUUUUGUGUGGCUUGUGUGACCGAAGCCUUUGACUACCUCCACCACAAGGGAAUCAUCUACAGAGACCUGAAGCCAGAGAAUCUCAUGCUGGAUGCAGAGGGGUACAUUAAGCUGGUUGACUUUGGCUUUGCUAAGAAGAUGAAGUGUGGCCAGAAGACAUGGACGUUCUGUGGCACGCCCGAGUACGUGGCCCCCGAGAUCAUCUUGAACAAGGGCCACAGCUUCAGCGUAGACUUCUGGUCCCUGGGCAUCCUGGUGUUUGAGAUCCUGACGGGAAGUCCUCCGUUCACAGGCUCGGACCAGAUGAUCACCUACACCUUCAUCCUGAGGGGCAUCGAGUCGCUGGACUUCCCCAAGAGAAUCACCAAGAGGCCAGCGGACCUCAUACGCAAGCUGUGCAAGCAGAACCCAUCUGAGCGUCUGGGCAACCUGAAGAAUGGGAUCACAGACAUCAAGAAGCACAGGUGGUUCAGUGGCUUCAGCUGGUCUGGGCUGAAAAACCGGACCCUGAAAUCCCCUCUGAAGAGAGAGCUGAUGGGACCCACAGACCACAGCUAUUUCGACACCCCAGAUCAGGACUCGACCCUGCCCAGUGUCCAGCCUCAUCUGCAGGCCCUGACCCAACCCUGCCCAGGGUCUGGUGUCCAGCGUCCAGCCUCAUCUGCAGGACCUGACCCAACCCUGCCCAGGGCCCAGAGUCCAGCCUCAUCUGCAGGACCUGACCCAACCCUGCCCAGGGUCUGGCAUCCAGCCUCAUCUGCAGGACCUGACCCAACCCUGCCCAGGGUCUGGCGUCCAGCGUCCAGUCUCAUCUGCUCUGGAGGAACUCUGGGCUUCUCUGUCUCUUUACUGUUUUCAGAGUAUUUGGAACCUCAGCCGAUCUUCUCCAUGCACUUCCUCUGCAUAAGCAGCAUGGAGCGUGCCUUAGUCAAACAAUAAAAAAAACAACAAAGCACGUACAACUGCAAAAUAUCCAGACCUACUUAGUGACAGUUUGUGGGUAGACUAUUCUACUUCAAUAAAAACAUCAUUGCAUGUUCUACACAGUAGCCUACCUGUGCUGCUCACCAGUCAUCAGAAUACUCAUCGAGAAGUUGGAGUUCGCUAGGUCCUCACAUUCUUCAACAGGAACUAACGCUGAACAAAGAGCACAUGGCUGUCUUACCAAUCAAUGAGCACAGCAUGAGGAUGACGGGCUAAGUGCACAUACAAUAUAACCUAGGGCUCAUUCAUGGCAGAUGUGUACUUUGUGAAUUCUCUGUACUUUGUAAAUAUUUUGAAAUUACUCAUUCGUGGUUCUCUGAGCAGUGAGCGACCCAGUGGAACCUCAGCAGUAAGCCACAGAUCUUAUGUUUUAGUUGUAUUUUUUAUUUUAUUUAAACACACUUUGUGCCAGGCCACCAUAUUUUGUCAAUUUGACCUCUGUGUCUAGUCUCUAGUCUGUGCCAAUAAGUUUUGUGCUCUCCUAAGAUCUAAUGUCCGUAUCAAACACAGAAUGAUCCCACUAGUAACUAACUGUGAUUUAUUUAAAUUUUGUGUUUUUAAGCUAUUACACACAGAUUUUAAACACUAAAUUAAGAAAAGCUGUGAAACAAUGCUAUA
Molecule: messenger RNA, 3554 nt
Organism: Alosa sapidissima (American shad)
Lineage: Eukaryota; Metazoa; Chordata; Actinopteri; Clupeiformes; Clupeidae
Gene: prkg2
Product: protein kinase cGMP-dependent 2
Exons: 21
Coding region: 273-2891 (872 amino acids)
Biological process (GO): protein phosphorylation
Molecular function (GO): cGMP-dependent protein kinase activity; ATP binding
Source: RefSeq, a predicted model, not a curated record